AUAUUCCAACAAGGAUAUGGUUCUUAAAUGUGACAAUGGAGGCGACAGUUGGAGCUUGUAACAUACCGGAACCUAAUUCUUGGAAAGUUGUUGAGCAUACCAAAUGGAAGAGCUGGAGCGGGCUUGGAAACACGUCUCCCACAGAAGCUAUGCGUCUCUUUGUGAAAAUAUUGGAGGAAGAUGAUCCAAGUUGGUAUUCAAGAGCUUCUAACUUUGUUGCAGAGCCUAUAGUAGAUGUGCAAAUGAAUCAUAAUUCAAAAGUUGAGCCAGUGGUUGAGAAUGGGAAUUCGUUUCCUGAGACAAAGACUAUUUCCACUGAAAAUGGGAGCCUGACAGAAACUCAGGAUAAAGAUAUUGUUGUGGAAGGCCUUGGCUCAGUUGCCAUGUAUGAUCAAUGGAUUGCACCUCCAAUAUCUGGUCAACGCCCAAAAGCCCGAUAUGAGCAUGCUGCAGCAGUUGUGCAAGACAAGAUGUACAUAUAUGGCGGAAACCACAAUGGUCGUUACCUUAAUGAUAUUCAUGUACUGGAUUUGAGAAGUUGGACUUGGUCAAAGAUUGAGGCAAAGUCUGGGGCUGAGUCCCUGGAGUCACCGUCUCCAGUAACGUUUGCUCCUUGUGCUGGUCAUUCCUUGAUACCAUGGGAGAAUAAGCUUCUGUCUAUUGCUGGACAUACAAAGGAUCCAGCUGAAAGUAUACAAGGUAUAAGUCAAUAUCAUUUACCUAUCAAAAAAAGUCAAUAUCAUUUACUGCCUUUUGAUUUAUUUGAGUUUGUGAACUUUGUGGAAAUAUCGUACUUAUAAAAGUGGAAAAACCGU
Molecule: messenger RNA, 815 nt
Organism: Quercus robur (English oak)
Lineage: Eukaryota; Viridiplantae; Streptophyta; Magnoliopsida; Fagales; Fagaceae
Product: acyl-CoA-binding domain-containing protein 4-like
Exons: 8
Coding region: 36-800 (254 amino acids)
Biological process (GO): lipid transport
Cellular component (GO): cytosol
Molecular function (GO): protein binding; fatty-acyl-CoA binding
Source: RefSeq, a predicted model, not a curated record